AGAGAGAGAGCGAGGAGAGGGAGAGUAGACUGAGAGAGAGAGAGAGAGAGGUGACAGAUACCGAGAGAGAGGGUGAGAGGUAAGGGUGAGAGCGAGCGUGAGAGAGAGAGGGAGAGAGAUAGAGAGAGAAUCAUUGCUGAAAGUUAGAGACAUAUACACACGAAAGACAGUGUGUUAGAGAGAGAGAGAGAGAGAGAGAGAUAGAGAGAGACACAGAGACAGAGAGAAAGAGAGAGAGAGAGAGAGAGUGAGUGACGUCCUCUCGUUCUCACACACCACGUGGACCUCUCACCACCACCACCACCACUACGACCUCCACCACCACCACUACCACCACUCGCCCGAACGACCUUACUGGCACUUCCCCGCGAGGACUCCGAGAACAGAAGCCAGAAGCCCGCACACCAUGGAGAAGGCGGCCACAUACACCGUCAUGGCGCCUCCACACCCAUGCAAGAGGCAGUGGGUGGUAUGGGCGGCUGUGGGCGUGAGUGUGGUGGCGCUGGUGGUUGCCUGUGUCACUGCUGCGGUGGUGAACGAACAGGCGGGAAGAAUUAACCAUCUCGAGGGUCGUUUGAUGGAGACAGAAAGCCACAUUGAAAACAUACUCAGGUUAACAAUUGCUAACCAUGAGUUUGACUACCAGUACUACGAUGACGACGACUACCUCUACGAUGACGACCAGGUGGACGGGCAGGAGGGAAUCACAGUUCGCCAGGUAGUGAGGAGAAGACGGCAGGUGAACAGCAACGAAAACGAGCUAUCUGACACCCCAAACGUGCCAAUAUACGACAGAUCUUAUGGCAUUGAUCUCAAGACACACGCCGCCCCGAAAGGUCUCCGUCUCUACGAUUCCCUAUUGGACAGCGAGACGACCGAGGACCAAUCAGGAAGCGAGGACACACCUGAGACCACGGAGAGCCCAAUCAAACCCUAUCACAGAGUAAGCAACUUGUGGGUGCCAAAGAGGCGACGCCCGAGGUUGCCAAGCUCCUCAGGCACUCCCACCCUUUCCUCCAGGACUGUUGUACGUCAGGUUGACUCUACUAAUGGUGACGCCUUCGGAAUACCCAGCGGCCCCGCGCCACUCCUUAGGUCCCGGCUGACUCAGAGGAGGUCCCACACCAAGAGCCUGCACGGAUCCAGGCGAGCGCCGAAAAGACAACAAAAGCAGCGGGCCCGUUCUGACAAGAGUCCUGAAUCAGUUGUCUUCCGCACUUCAUUCGUAAAGGCCACCUCCCGCCACGAUGGGUACACGAGCUCCAACAGUGUAGUGUCCCAGGGCCCUGAGAGUCUGGAGAUCCCGAAGGUGGUGGAGCAGAACCCGGAAAGGACAGCACCAGCGGAGUUUGCACAUCCCCCUACCAGUAACUUAUAUGGCAAGAAGCUGAAGAGGAGACUGAGGAACAAGCAGCACAGAAGAUGGCGCCGAACUCGUCCCCUUAUCACUCUUGCCCACUUCGGCGCCUCCUCCGUCAACACUACAUCUCAUGGUUACCACGGCGCCGGGGAACACCUGGACUGGACACCUGCUAACUGGAUGGACAAACUCGGCCUGAACAGCAAAUACACUCUGGACGAAGGAACUGUCACGGUGAAGGAACCUGGUCUCUAUUACCUUUAUGCUCAGGUUCUCUAUGAGUCCGGCAGGUCGGGCGCAGGUUACCAAAUCCUUGUGGACGACAUUCCGAUCCUAGAGUGUCAGCUGCCCGCCCUCAGGCCCGCCCCAACCUGCCUCACCAGCGGCCUCUCCUUCCUGCCCAGGAACGCCAAGGUAAGAGUGCGUGAUCUGAUGAGCAAUUUGGUAACCGUGAGGCGGCACCAAAACACCUUCUUCGGCCUGGUAAAGCUGAUGGACGCUCGCUACACGGCGGAGGAAAUGCUGCUGGCCUGAAGGAGGGGCGAAGCAGCGGGAAGAGAGAGAGAGAAGAGACGCAGAACCAAGAUGAGUGAAAAUAUUGCUUGAAAAAUAUGAAUGAUGAAUAAAAUGGAUGGAUAAAAUGAGAAAUGGAAGGAAAUCCAGGAAUGACUAAUAAAAAAUGUAAUAAAGAUAGAAAAAAAGUGUCUAGAUGAAAGAUAUGUGAUACUAAAACAAAAUUAAUGAACGGUAAUAUGACAAAAAAUUGAAAAAAAAUACAUGAAUAACUAACGCGAAUGUAAUAGAUAGGGAAAAAAAAUUGAAAUGAGGGACAAAUAAUGAAAAAGAAAGAAAAAGAUAAACAAACAGUAAUGUGAUGAAAAAAUAAAGAAAAUACACGAAUAACAGUGAUAAGAAUGAAAUAGAGAUAGAAAAAACUGACAAAAUUGAUGAAAAAAAAAAAAAACGAAACAUACUAGUGAAAAAAUACUAGAAAUACGAAAUACAAACAGAAAUUAAAACACAAAAAAGAAAGUAGAGAUAAGUUAUAGAGUUUUUCACUGUUAUUUCUGUGCUAAAUACGGAAAUAACACUGAAAAAGCUAGGAAGCGCAAAAAAUAUAACAAAACAAAGGAAACAAGAAGGAAAAAGGAUAAGAGAGUAAAUGACAUAAGAAAAAGAGGAAACGAAACAAUAGAAGAUAAAGAAAGAGAGAAUCCAGGGAGCAAAGAAGACGUAAUAAGGAAAAUGUGGAAGAAAUAUAGGAAGGAGUCAUUGAAAUACAUAAAAAAAAGUAGAGAAAAAAAUUGAAUUGUGAAAAAGAAUGUUUGUAUACUGAGGGAAAUUAUAAAAAUGUAAGAGAAUGAAAAAAAGAUAAAAAAAUGAAAAAAUGAAAAAGGAAAAGAGGGAAAUAAUGAGGAAAGAGGUAAAAAAAAAGAGAAAAAUAAAGGAAAUGAACGAUGAGAAUCUUGAAGGAAAAGAUGUAGUAAAUAAUGGAUUAGGAAAAAGAGAAGAGGAAAAUAAUGAGGAAAGAGGUAAAAUAAGAGAAAAAAAAUAAGAAAAUUAACGAUGAGAAUAAUGUAGGAAAAGAUGUAACAAAUAAUGCAGUAAAUAAUAAAGGAUUAAGAGAAAGAGAAGAGGGAAAUAAUGAGGAAAGAAACAGAGGAAAGUCGAAACAAUGGAGGAACACAAAUAAGGAAUCACAA
Messenger RNA from Portunus trituberculatus (swimming crab), 3063 nucleotides. RefSeq lists its product as uncharacterized. The record is from RefSeq and is a predicted model, not a curated record. The transcript is spliced from 10 exons. Lineage: Eukaryota; Metazoa; Arthropoda; Malacostraca; Decapoda; Portunidae. Gene Ontology annotation, biological process: immune response. Gene Ontology annotation, molecular function: tumor necrosis factor receptor binding; receptor ligand activity. Gene Ontology annotation, cellular component: membrane. The coding region runs from base 407 to 1894 and encodes 495 amino acids.